Molecule: messenger RNA, 20541 nt
Organism: Porites evermanni
Lineage: Eukaryota; Metazoa; Cnidaria; Anthozoa; Scleractinia; Poritidae
Source: the annotation of a GenBank genome assembly
AUGGCAAAAAAGAACGAAAGAAACAGAGAAAGACUGAAUUCAGGGAAUUCUAAGAAACACAAGCUGCUUUUUAAGUUUGCAUUUUCAUUUCUCUGGAUCCUUUUAGCUGCCGCGUUAAUCGGAGUGUUAGCAAAGCACGACUUUCUACCUCGUUUUACUGAGCAUGCGCGAGAGCUCUCCAAACACCGCACCAGAGGGGAGGAGACAAAGUUUCACUUUGUCGAGAGCAUUGAGAACUUUCCUCACCAAGACGAACGUCUUCCAAAGGACUUAAAACCGCUCAGAUAUAAACUAGAUUUACGAGUGAAUUUAACAACUCUACGAUAUGGCGGAACUGUUACCAUUGAAAUUAUUUGUAAGAAUAAAACACGCUUUGUUAUUCUCCAUUCUGCAGAGCUAGACAUACUAAACGUGUCUAUAGAAAAAAGAAGGCAACCUCCAGAGAAUAAAAUAGCCAUAGAAAGAAUUCUUGGCUUCAAGAAAAAUCAGCAGCUCUGUAUUGAGCUACGAGAACACCUUCGUAUAGGGGUAGUGUACUUCCUUAGUUUGAAGUUCAAGUCGAAGAUUUCCGACACACUUGUAGGAUUUUACAAGAGUUCGUAUUCUACUGAAAAUGGGGAAAAAAGGUAAGCGAGUAGUUAUUAACCAUAGCCCACUAGUGCCACAAGCAUCUAUAUCUAUCUGCUUUGAUACCAAUUUCCUGUAAACUAGAUAUAGAGGUCACACUGUACUGAAGACAGUUGUUGUGUCUUAGAAAGGCGUCUAGCUAGUUUUGCAAAAAAGGAAGAACAUGCGGAACUGAUUUUUGGUGUCCAUUAUAGAAAGGUGAAUAAAUAUUACGGGGUUUGACUAUACAUUUAAGAAAGCGGCAAAUGAUUAUCAUAGAUCGCUCGUUCCCAUUUCUUUUUUCAUUGGAGGGAAAGAGAAGGUAAAGAGAUAAGAGAAUCCCUGGGUGCGAGGUUAUCACAUGACUUAAUUUUUGGAGUAUUUUAUCCCCAUUGGUACCAUUCGAAUUGUAUGGAAAGAAUGUGCUGCCCCUUGAUAAGAAUAGGUGAACAAAGGCCAAACAUAAAAGAAAGAUCGUAAUUUAUUCACAAGCGAUAGUGUAAGCCGACAUUAUGACGUCCCAAGGUAUAGUGGGAAUAUUUUCACUAUAUCCGGGGUAUAUUUAUCCGUGAUCACCGCUGUUGGAGACGUGUAUAGUACUAUCCACUGGUAGCGAUUUAUCUGGUGGAUAGGACUACCAUGUAAAUGAACUCAACUUUGGAAGAUCCAGGGCCUGUUCAAUACAAUUUAUUCAAAGAGGGGAGAAAGAACGGUCACUCGUUAUAACGGUGUGUUCGCAGGAGCCCUUAUUUCGCGGCUCGUCAUGGUUGUCACGAGCGUCAUAUGGGGAUUUCGUCGUACUAGGGCGUACGUCCAACUAGUGACAUAUAUAGCCAUUCCUCAGCACUGGAGGUAGCCUGCCACGCAGACGUUUUUAGGGGUUUUGUGAUUGGGCGACGAGGCAAAAGAACGCCUGCAGGGAGGCUACACUGGAUGAAGAUCUGUUAGAUUUUCUAGUAAACUGUGAGGUCACCACCAACCAAACCACAGCUUAAAAGGAAUAGGAGGGUAGCAGGAGGCAGCAUGCCGAGCGAUUGAAGCGCUGGAAUAUUAAUCCGGGGUCCCUGAUUCCAACUCCUCACUCACGCUUGACAACAGCAAACUAGUUUACCACCGGCCAGUAGAGAUUCUUAACUUUUUCGCCCACGAUAAAAACUACUAGCUUAACAGUAACUGUGUUACCCCUGCAAUGUGAGGAUUUUUUGGAGGUAUGAUGGAGCAAUCAAGACAUGAAUUAACCUAUUGUAGGCCUUUGAUUCGACCUAGUAUGCCGGAACAGUGAAGUUAUGGGACAGUCAUAUAAACUACUACAAUCAUUGAGUCUUCUGGUUUUUAUUUUUAUUUUAAUCUUAACAGGACAGUAGCUGUGACUUAUUUUGAGCCCGCUCAUGCCAGGAAGGUGUUUCCGUGUUUUGACGAGCCCCUUUUUAAAGCGUCCUUCAACAUCUCUAUAAUUCAUGACCCUGAGCCGUAUUACGCCCUGUCCAAUAUGCCGCGGGUCCGGUGUGUCGUCAGGAAAGAUGGACUUGUGGAAACACAUUUCGCCCCCAGUGUCAACAUGAGCUCGUAUCUUGUGGCGUUCGCAGUAAUGGACUUCAAAUACAAAGAAAGCAAGACUGACUCUGGAGUUUUGGUAAGUUGUCUUGUGGCGAGCAAAGCGUUUAUUUGGAUGGUCUGGCAACAAUGGUUGUAUUUACACUAAAGGGCGUAUAAGACGUGUAAAACGACUCAUCUUGACUGCAAGCAAGCUCUUCAUUUGAGCGGCGAGCGUCGCAAGUUCUUGAGAGAGAAAGCUCGAGCGAGCAGCUAAUUAAGAGCAAAGCAAGAGACCAGGGCCUAGAGACCAGAUCGAUGGCAUACCUCAUAGAAGUGUUUUAUGAAUUAGCUGUAGUUCUGCACCAGUGUUUCAUAUUAUGGGACUUUCCAUGCUAAAAUAUUUGAACGCAAUAAUUUCUUUACGGGCUCCUAUAUACAACUUAAAAACCCAAAAACGUUUUAAAAGGUUUGGUUCUCAUACACUGACUUGUAUUUGCUACCCUUAACAACAGGUUCGCGUCUAUGCCCCACCCAUCGACUAUGGACGUUUGGAUUAUGCUCUUGAGGUUGCUGUCAAGUUAUUGUCUCAGUUUGAAAAACUUUUUGGGGAACCUUUCCCCCUUCCUAAACUUGGUGAGUAUUCCUUUAAAAGCCAAGCUGUGUCGGUUCGCGCGGAGCAUUGAAAUCCUGGAGAAUCUUGGUAUGCUUUGAUUUCACUUUUUAGGUGUUUACACAAAAUGACUCAAAAUUGUUGCCUGUUUCCUUCUCGAACUGAGUAUAAACAAUACCAGGAAAUACUCUUAUCUAGUGCAGUACUUGUAGGUUGAAAACUUGACCUCUCACUUCAGUCAAUAACGCAUGCCCAGUAAACAAUUUCGAUUUCCGUACCAGACGUUACUGACCAUGAUUUCGGGCAAUAAAUAAAAACGAGAUUUUGCAUCUCACAGUACAGACCAAAAAACACGCGGUUAAUAAGAUAUUUACUAAAGUUAAAAUUAUUUCAGGUUCCUGAUUAUGAUCUAUGUCUCAUCUAUAUAUUAUCUAUAUGGAUGGUUUGAGUCAGGCACAAAAAACCUUAAUACAGUUUUUAGAGACAGUAGGUUAGCACCAUAAUGAAAUUGUUAGAGACAAGAAUGAUCAAUAUUCUUGAUAUUGUUGUCAUCGCCCUAUGCUUUCAGAUCUGCUUGCUGUACCGGAUUUCCUUAUGGGUGCCAUGGAGAACUGGGGACUAGUGUUGUUCAGGCGAGUCCAUCUUGUGUAUGAUGACAGGUUUUCCUCAACUGACACUAAACUUUCCGUGACCAAAGUCAUAGCACAUGAGCUGGCGCAUCAGGUGAUUAUAUUCAGUAUCUGUUAGCCUUUAUACAUAUAAAGGAUAAUUUGUUCAGAGCUAGCCUAAGCAGCCCCUGGCCUAAGAUUUUAAUUGUCUCAAUAAGUAUAGAAAUUGCUUGAGAACUUUUAACAACUUUUUCCCUCAAUGAAAUUUAAUGUGUUUCGAUCUUGAUCAGCGGUGCAGAGCUCUUUGUGAAACAUGCGUGUUUCAUACGUCGUUGCGUGGUUGCGUCAACAGAGAUUUGCAUGACUUAAUGUUGUUUUCGCGUAUUCUCACAAAUAGACACCCCAGAAAGCCUCAUUGUACAUUUUUUCUAGCCUGCAGUGCAGGCGUUUUCUUUGAGCGCGCAAUUCGCUCACGAAAGCGCCAUGUUGAAACUUCCCGAAGAGAGGAGGAGAUGGGGCGAGUCAACCGUAAGGGUUACUAUUUAUACUCUCCCCAAUCUUCCACUGUCAUAAAAUCAAAGAUAGCGGCUACAACAAUAUUACGAACACGAACAAGGUUUCGCCCACCCAAAAUACGCCUGCACUGCAGGCUACUUUUUUCUUUUCUUUUUUUUUCACUAGAAAAGUAGGCACUGCUAUCUUUAUCGAAGGAGGUUAAACCCUCUCCCGAUUGCAUAAUGAUAAAACCUCUAACAUUUGAUAACUUGUUGCCACCACUGAAGACGGCUAUCAUGUUUUCCCGCCAAAAUGAAGCUGGGUCAAGCGUGAGCACUACUUAGUACCACUUAGUAUUGAGAAAAUAUCGUACGCGUAAUCUUCCUCGUCUUAAGAUCUAAAGUUCUCUAUUUAAACUGUUAAGAAAGACAGCUCUCAGAGGACCCUCUCUAGCUGUCCUUUUGCUCUUUUUUUCUUAGUGGUUUGGUAACCUGGUAACCAUGCGAUGGUGGAAUGACUUGUGGUUAAACGAAGGAUUUGCCAUGUUUCUGGAAGAUGAAUUUGGAGUGAAACCUGGAUUCAAUGGAUGGAACACGGUAAUGAUACUGCCAUGUUAUUGUAUAGACCGUGCUACGUGGCAAUGGCAAGACUUUUUUUUCAAACGCGUACGUCGUGCUAAUGCCGUGCUCACAAAUUUGCACGGCAGAAGAACAAGCUUUGAAACAGGCCAUAGACUGUGUCAUGUACAGUUGCGGGCUGCAGUAAACUAAAACCAAAAACGACCAUGGUAACACAAAAUAACCAUCAUGUUGAUGAUAAUUCAUUACUAGGGAAUUCAAUAAACUUAAUGCAAAAGACGCGAACGACUUCGUAAAUGCUAAAAAACCAUGUCAGAAAGAAACUUCGGUUAGCAGGGUACGUAAUGUUAUACACCUGAAAAAUAUUUUUUUGUCGGAAUUUGAAUUAUGAACGCAAGCCUUGGGCAUGGCCUUGGACCAUAAAGGAAAAAGGUUUAAAAGACCGUACUGUGUGUUAUUUUUCAGCGUGAAAGAGUUGUUGCCACAAGCUGGCUAAAUGGGUUACAAGCUGACUCAGCAUGGACCUCUCAUCCAAUCAGUGUACAGGUUCAUAGACCUGAAGAGAUUGAUGACAUAUUUGAUACCAUCUCCUAUCAGAAGGUAAUCAGGAAACAUUCUUCCUUAUUAUACCAAAAGAGGAUUAGCCUGUCUUGAUUAUACUUAAGGGCAAUACCAAGAGCAGGGGUCAAGAGGAUAUUUCUGUUUUGGGUCUGUUCCGUGCUAAAGUCAUUAUUACUAAUGUUAUGAAAAACAUAUCAAACAAAUUUCACCAACGAACACCAAUAACUAUAGGUGGUUUUCAUGCAAUCUCGGGAGACACAAAUAACAAAGGUGAAAUGAACAAAUGCUGGUGGACAAACAAAACGAGCUAAUGAGCAAUCUUUUGUUUACCGUCCACCAGCAUGGCGGCGAUGACGUAACGUGAAAACCACCUAUAAAAAUGUUUUGGUGAAUUUUGCAGGCAUACACACUGUAGCAUUAAAGCUUGAAAAAGUUUCAAUGCACGUUCAUCCUUGCCAUCCGUAGCAAAAGACGGCAGGAAACAGUUUCAAUACAUAAUUAUAGUCUUAAAUAGAAAAAAAACUGGACCAUUAUUAGCUAUUAUUUUUGGGAUUCAGUUGAUGCAAAGAUAACUUGUAGUAUUUUAAAAAGAACACAAAUAGCGGGACAUAACCCCUUUAAGUCAACCUCAGGGUGACAUGCUUAAUAUACACUCCUGAAAUGGCAAAGCGUAUUACUUACUGUUUCCCUUGCCGACAUACAAGUCCACCACUAGCACUGCAAUCUGCUUUUUGUAGUUAGUACUGAAGUUAGUAGAAUGGAUCAGGUGUAGUAUUUCGACUAGGUGAGUGUAGUCCGGAAGAGCACUUUAAAGACAGUGUCUAUUGUGCUGAUUACAUAAUACUAUAAUCUUGAUUGUGACUUGACCGGUAAUAAAGUAGCGAUGUUAUUGACUCAUGCGUUAAUCCGGAAUGUUGUUGGCUAAUAUUGACGCACGCCUUAAGAGACGUUGCCGAAGUUGUUUCUGACUUGAUGUUCUGCUGUAAUGCUUUCUAGGCAGCCAUGAUUUUAAGAAUGCUCAAGAACUUUCUCGGCGAAGUAAGAUUCAUGAAUGGAAUCAAGGUAAUCAAUAGCAUCAAUGAAAAUAGGUGACAUUUUUGGUCAUCGAUUAGUCAUCGAUCACCCAUUGAUCAUCGCACAAUAAUUAGUGACUAGUCCGUUUACUACUCUAUGAUUAACGAUCGAUUACUCAUUGAUGUCACUGAUCAUCGAUUAGUUACGUCUGGCAAUCUGGGAUGCUAAGUUGCUGAAGUGGUUUAUUUUAUUUUCGCAGCGCUACGUACAGGUUCAUAAAUAUAGAAACGCAAAUGCAGAAGAAUUGUGGGAUGCCAUUGGCGAGGUAAUUAUUUCUUAAAAACCCGCUUUUACUCGCGAGUAUCGUUAAAGCCGACACAACGCACGCACAUAGUCAACGACCCCUCAGGGCUAAGAAAGAAAAUAUGAAGCAUUGCGAGCAAGCUACAGUUUAUAGCUUUGAUUUUACUCCUGAUCCUGAAUAUUGAAACUGAGUGAAAAGAGAUUUCCACCAGGGCAAGUCGUUUUUUUGGUGUUUAUUCAUUGGAGAGUAUUGAUCAAUCCAUGCAGAGAGUAGCACCACUAUGAUUCCCAUUUUGACCGAAGAAAUGGAGGGCUGUAUAAUGGUAAAAUUUUCACAACUUUUUGUCGCGGUCUUGUUUGUUUUUGUUAAUAAAUAGCUAAAAUUCGAACUGUUCAUGGAAAAGUCUGCUAUGUUGACUAAGAAAUCGAUGUUUUAUUGUGAAUCUUGUUCGUAUCAUAAUUUCACAUUUACUGAGUACUGACGUGUUUAAGAGAUUUCAGUUAUAUUGGAGAUUUGCUAACAGUCCUGUCACAUGCACUACACUGUGUUCUUACAGAUGCCGUUAAACACUAACAAGUCGUCUUGUAAUGUUUGUAGGCAAAUGGGAAUAUGAAUAUCCGGGAAAUGAUGAAAGUUUGGACAGACCAAAAAGGCUUUCCGAUCGUCAGUAUUCGAAAGCGAGGAGACUCAUUUGUAAUCGAGCACGAGGAUUUUCUGGAUAAAAUCAGACUGAAGCGGGACAAAGAGAAAAAUCCAGCUGUUCGGUAAUCAUAAGUAAAGGGUUUAUAGUCUGUUUUUUGUUGUCGUUUUGGUUUGUUUAUUUGUUUAGAGUUUUAGUUUCUUUUCAGAUCCCGGUAAGUUAGAUUGGUCGACAUUCUGAUUCUUUAAAAAAGGUUAUUUUGAGUUCUCAAAUUAUAAAAACGACAAAUUAAUGACUGACGCUCAGUUCAUAAUUGAUUCUAUAUGGGAUUAGUACAAAUAAAUAUCUUGAAAGUCCAGUAGUAGGUUAAAAGCACUUGCACCAUAUACUCUACCCAUUCGGUAACGAGUCCCGCCAAUAGUUAAUUUUCUGGCAGGCGAGCGAUCGGUUUUUACUGUGUUUCAUUGAAAAAGUGAUCAAUAGAUCGGGCACGCAGUGGAGAGAGGAGGAGGCAGUCUCCUUGGCAGCUGUACAGGCAACGCGACUCUGGAAGAAAUUGCGUACGUUUAGGUACGGGUAAGGGGGAGAAACUCGACCGUCUCCCCUGUCUUCCUCCCUUCUUUGGCUCCUGUGACUCGUGCAUCACAAGUGCUCGCACGUCCCCCCCCCCUCCCUCCCCAGAAAACGCCUUUUUCCGACUGUUUACGUCUAUAGUAACGUCUAGUUAGGGAACUACCUUCUUCAUCUUUAAUCAUCCAGUUUUGUUUACGCUCUGCGCUUCGUAUGGAUCAUAAUUAUGAUAAUUUAUAGUAUGCGAGAUGCUCUGUAGCUAGGUUCUUUUUUCGGUUUGAGGCAUUCGUGGCCGUUUGCCAGAAAAAAAAAUUUUCCCUUUUUUUCAUUCCCUUGUAAUAUGAUACCUAUUUUUCGGGGGGGGCACAACAUAUUUAUUGUACCAAGCUCACGCUUACUGUAGCCUAUAACAAUAAUCCAAUCAUAAAUAAUAUACCUGAUAAAAUACACAAAGACAUAACUUAUUAAGUAAUGUUUUGAAUCAAAAUGUCAACAAGACAAAAUGAACAAGGCUCGCAACAUUCGCUAUAAGGGCUCUGUUAGACGGGAAGAUUCCUUGUUUUAAAUAUUUCGAAUGUUUUAAAAUAUGAACAAACCAAAAAUAUUCUUAACUCUCUCUCAACCUGAGGUGCGUGCUCUAAGAAUUUUCUUAAAAAGGUUUUUUACAAUAAAAAGUACUGUAUUCUGCUACUUUUCAUCGACGCGCAUUACGUAUCAAAUUUCCUACCUAUUCUUGUCCCGUCAGUCGCUAAAAAAACUCGCCGUUGUCGAGAGGUUGUUUUGGCAGACGCGCUUUAGUGGCCGUUGCCGUUCUCGAUAGGUUUCAACAAGAGCCAAAGUACAGAUCGUGUCCACCGCGACAAAAAAAAAUUGGCCGUUGUAGAGGGGGGGCGGGGGGCCGUUGUGGGGAGGUGGCGGUUAGUGGAGGUUCGACUGUACCUCUAUAACGUUUGUGACCAGAAACGUUUUUAAAAAAAUUCUAACGAGUCAAAGUUAAUGAAAUUUCUCGUGAUCUCGCAAAUCAUGAUCUCGUGAGAAAAAAAGAUCUACACUGAACUAAUAGGUCGCACUAGUGUAGUCAACAUUCUCGGAAAUCGAGAACAGUUGGCAACCAUUCUUAGAAUGCGGACAACGUCAAAACAUGUCAAAGUAACACGUUAUUAUUGGUUGAUACCAAACCCUGAAUAUAAUAUUAUGUCCUGGAUCAUCGGACUGUAUUGAAGCGUGACCUCAAUAGCUGAUUGCCUUCCUCAUUUCAUCUGCUCUGAUAUCUUGACAAUGGAUAUAAAGACCUUGCUAGGUAAUCUUCAUGAAGAAUUGUCUUGUUCUUUAUGUAAGUGUUCGUUCACUGAACCAAAGCAGUUGCCUUGCUUGCACAACUUUUGCCUUCCCUGCUUAAACGGGGUUCAACGAGCUCGUCUCAGCACUGAACUAAACCGGAUUACGUGCCCUGAAUGUAGACAGGAAUUCAGAGUCCCUGAAAAUGGAAACCUCGGAGCGUUUCCUACAAACUUUCGUAUCAGCAGCCUGCUCGACGUUUUGGCCAGGAAGGAGUAUCAUGCGACCGGUGCUAGGUGUGGAAAUUGCGACAAAAAGAGUGUACACAGUUCUUAUUGUUUCCAGUGCCGUGAAAUUUGGUGCGACUACUGCAUCAUUUUUCAUGACGGCAUCAAAUCUAAUAAAGAACACCAUGCGCUGGCACUGAAAGACUUUGAAAAUCACGACUUUGAGAUCAAAAAACGGUCAGCGUUUUGCGGAAACCCAGGCCAUGUACACAAGGAAUUUUGCAAGAGUUGCGAAGUUGUCAUUUGCUAUUCGUGUAUCGCAGCGCUUAACAAAUUGUGUACAGCCCAGGCGCCUCGUUCGGACGAAAGUGAAAAUGAUCACAACUUACAUCUUAAAGCUGUUAUUAAAUCACAGAAUCAAAGAGUGCUUCAAAAGAGGGAAAGAAUUAAAGAAAUUCAGGCUAGAUGUGCAAACAUUCAAACCCAGGUAGACAGAGUUAAAAGUGGUGCACAGAUUUUUGUUGACAGCAUGAUCGCCAUCCUUGAGGCUAAAAAGCAGGAAUUGUUCAAUGACGUGGAAAAGAAAGCAAAAGAAUCUCUACAUCUCCUAAGAACCCAACAAAGCGAGCUUGAAAGUCAAGAAGAAGUGAUUAAGACAGCAAUCCAGAAAACUAAACAACUUUUGAAAAAAACAAAUGACGAGAUCGCAAAAUUUGGCACCAACGGGAUCUUCCAAGGACUAGACUACAUUGAUGGAGAAGAAGUCAACUGUGACCUUGAAAAGAUUUAUCACAUUGUUUUUAUACAAAACGAAAUGUUAAUGGACAAAGUGAAAUCCGAAGGAAUUGGAUCAUUCAGAAGUUUCCUAAGCAACACUGUAGCGCAACGAUCAAGCGCCGAGGGCGAAGGAAUCAAAGAAGCAAUUGUUGGUCUUGAAGCACAGAUUGUUGUAACAACAAGAACUGCCGAAGGAGUUCAGAGCUAUGAAGAGCAUGACUUUGUAAAAGUGGAAAUCAGAAACCGGCAAGGACAUACUUGCGCCACGAAAACACAAGUCGAGGACAACGGAGAUGGUGCUUAUAAGAUCACCUACUUUGCCAGAGAAACUGGGAAAUGCGCGGUAUCAGUGAAGGUGAAUGGAGACGAUGUUCAUGGCAGCCCUUUCGAGGUUCAAGUCAGAGCCAGGCAGUUCAAACAUGUAUCAAGUUUUGGUCUACCAGGACCGUCUUUAGGAAGAUGUAAUUAUCCCUGGGGGUUUGCAGUGAAUGGACGAAGUGAACUAGUAGUGACUCAUAGGCUAAAUCAUAGGGUGCAGAUUUUCCGUAGUGAUGGGUCCUGUUUAAGAGCUUUUGGAAGCAAGGGAGAUCAAGAGGGACAAUUUAAUAAACCUACCGGGGUUGCUUUUCAUAAUGAUAAGAUUUUAGUAGCCGAUUGUAAUAACCACCGAGUUCAAGUCUUUAGCGCUCAGGGUGAAUUUCUCUGCCAGUUUGGAGGCGAAGGUAAUCUUAAUGACCAGCUUAACCUUCCUCUGGGUUUAUCAGUAGACUAUGAAGGCAAUCUUAUAAUUGCUGAUGCUGGUAACAAAUCAGUUAAGGUAUUUUCUACUAGGGGUCGGUUUUUGCGGAAAAUCGGAACAGCACACUCGUUCACCUUUCCCUUCCAUUGUAUUCAACAUGAUAACCAUCUUGUAGUGUCAGACUUUGGUGAAAAUUGUGUUAAAGUUUUUAAUCAGGCGGGAGAGUUUAUGUAUAAAUUUGGCAAGCCGGGGAAGAAAGACGGGGAGUUCAAUGGACCCAGUUGCCUAUCAGUGAGCAAAGCAGGACAACUGAUUGUCUGUGAUUCACAAAACUACAGAGUGCAGAUUUUCGAAAUGAGUGGAAAGUUUGUAUCUAAGUUUGGAUGCUAUGAUAGCGGAAAGGGAAUUUUUAAUGAACUAGUUUCUACAGCAGUCCUUAGCGAUGGUAAAAUAGCCGUGUCUGACUUCUUCAACCACCGUGUCCAGAUAUUUGAGUGAAGGCAAACAAAUUCAGAAUCGGUAAUAUAAUAACUUGCAAUAUUUUGAUGGAAAACGAAAAAUAUUUACAUUGAUCUUAAGGUUUUACGGUUAUGGUUGUAAAACGUGAUUACAGCUAUAUUAAAAGAACAAACUGCUUCGGAGUUUCUUAGGAUAGUUAACUUGAAUUUUCAAGAGAGACACUUGGAUUUUCAACAAGAAUCAAUUACCAGUAAUAUUUUUGCAAUUUUAGUAGCAAAUAAAUCAUAGACAUUGACUGGCUAUCUGUAAGUGAAUUGUAAAUUGUAGCUAAAUGGUUUUGAACAAUAAGUGCCAGUAUGUGUGUAAAUAAAUUAGAAAGUUUCAGUGUUUUGGUGAAAAUGCACCCUGAGGAAUUUAUUUGGGGUAUGGAUCGAGGUUUGUUCGAACAAGUGCCAAGCACUUUUUUUCCUUAAGAAAAUAUUGCUUGGCGUAAAUUACCUUUUUCUGUCUAUAUUAUUUAAGCUUUCAUUGUCAAAAGCGUAACUUUGCUUUUGCUGUUCAUGUUCUGAGGACAUUUAGGAAACUGCAACUUUCCAAGCUCGCUACAUAAAUGCUGUCGGCUCUCCGCUAAAAUUGGAAUUAGGAAGAAGGCCUAGCCGGUCAGCGACUAAAUUUCAGAGGGUGUACCCUUUUCUUGCUUAAAAACAAAUUAAGAAGGCGACAGCCACGCCAUCGUCACAAAUAAACUUGCUUGCAGGUCAUAGAAUAGGGAGCCCAGGCGUCCUUAAAAGUCCUGUUGGUUGCAGAAUAUAAGGAUUUGUAUGGAAGUUUAAAUUCGCUGGUCUUAAAAAGAGGAUAAAUUAAAAGAAAAAAUGAAAAGUGACUCGAUUAAAGUUCAUCUACCUUAGGAAAUGUUGUUUAUGCGACAAUUCUUUGCUACGUACCUUGCAGCGUUGAGAUGUAGGUCACACCGUUUUGAAUACUACAAUUCAGAAACAGAGAGGAUCGAAAUAGCAAAUCACGACCGACCGUCGUGGUACAUCUACGCAAAUAUAAUGGUACUGCCGAAGUAACUAGUCGGUCUAAUCACCUGGCCCCAGUUGUUCGAAAGGUGGAUGACACUAUCCACCGGAUAAAUUUCUAUCCGGUGCGGGAUAACGCAAUUAGUUUCCCUAAUAUUUAUCCGCUGGAUACUACCGCGCUAUCCAACAUUUGAACAACCGGGUUCUUCAGGCCCCGGUGUUCACACUAGCAUGCAGUAAGUAGUAAAGAAGACGCGAUUUACAUCUCAAGUGACUACAUGGUAAGAUAACUUAAAAAUUCUCUUUAUUAUAGACCUUUCCUGCAUUCCUGUGAAGAAAGGCGCUGAUUCGAGGCUCUGGUGCACAAAAUUCAGUGACUUGAAUGAAAUUGUGCACCCGAGCCUUGAUCUGAUUCCUUUGUGUUAGUUGUUCACUGGAUCGGAAUGCUGGAAGGUCUAUUGUAUCUAUUUAUUGUCUUUUUAUUAACAUACUUGGGCUGUAUCUUCCUAGGAAGAGGUGGUUUGUUCCUCUGUCGUACAUUAUCCAGUCUCAUCAGAAACCACGUUGGGUUUCAAUACAUCCCAAUGGAAGUAAGUUUUCUGUAAAUGCUUACUUAAAAUAGAUGGGUGAAAUUCCUUCAUAAGUUGCAAAUAAUAUAAUUAUAAUAAUAUUAAAAAGGUUGAGUUUGAUCGUCCGGGUGAACGUAGUCCUGAAUAGGACUGUUGUUGAAAUGACUCCAGGGUUCAAACCUCUCACUAUAAUAAUAUUGAUGCUAUUGUCAGGUGCGCAAAAUGAAUGCGCAAAACUGAAAUGUGUUACACAGUCGAACCUCUCUAAUACGGACACCGAAGGGACAGAGCGAAGUGUCCGUAUUAGAGAGGUCACCAUGAUGACGUCACUUUUAAGACCCCACUGACAGGUUAGAGUGUUCAUUCAUUGAAUGGACAAUGAAACAGUCUGAAUUACGCCUUUCGUUUCUAAUUGUCGAUUGCUACAGUUGUAUAGAACAGCACUCACUACAGAAAUACGUAUUGAAUUGGCUAUUGCCACAGUAUUUUCGAUUACUAUAUCUGCAAUUAUAAAUGUAAGUUUUGAAAACUAACAUUUUGAUAUGUUCUGGUAUUGGUACUGCUGACUGAUAAAGUGUCAAAUGUUUGUGUAACCACCGCCCGGAAAUGGUACAUACCGCAAAUUAUCGACACCUGGUCCCCGGAGUGUCCGUAAUAAAGACGUUAAGUUUCUAUGAAUUUGCUCCCAAGGGCUGAGAUUUUGCGACCGUUGUCCGUAUUAGAGAGGGUCCGUAUUAUAGAGGUUAUUGUAAGAGGAAAUGUAUGAGAAUUAUGUCGGUACACAGGAAACUGUCCGUAUUGGAGAGGUGUCCGUCUGAGAAACUUGUCCGUAUGGAAAGGUGUCCUUAUAGAGAGGUGUCCGUAUGGGGAGGUGUCCGUAUGAAGAGGUGUCCUCAUGGAGAGGUGUCCGUAUGGAGAGGUGGCCGUACUAGAGAGGUGUCCGUAUAGAGAGGUGUCCGUAUUGGGGAGGUGUCCGUAUGGAGAGGUGUCCGUACUAGAGAGGUGUCCUUAUAGAGAGGUGUCCGUAUUGGGGAGGUGUCCGUAUGGAGAGGUGUCCGUAUGGAAAGGUGUCCGUAUUAGAGAGGUGUCCGUAUGGAGAGGUGUCCGUAUUAGAGAGGUGUCCGUGUGGAGAGGUGUCCGUAUUAGAGAGGUGUCCAUAUGGAGAGGUUCGACUGUACCGUCCUUGAAAGUUAUUUGAGUUCAUGGGGUUCUAUUGAACCUUACGCUUUUAAGACAAGCUUAAUUAAUUUGUGGAUUCUUUGAUUGAACAGAAUACCACUCUCUAAAAGAUUCUUCCACUAAAUCCUGGAUCAUGGCAAAUAUCAACGCAACUGGAUUCUUUUUGGUUAAUUAUGAUGAGGAAAACUGGUACAAACUUGCCAUGCAGCUCGAGGAGGAUCACGAGGUUACAAUUGCGCUUUUUAUCGGUAGAUAAAUCAUGAGCGGGAGAUUUGCAUGGGUGAUUACAGUGAUGAACAGAAAGCGAGCCAGUGUAAAGCCCAUACAGAUCGGACCCAAAUAUUUUAUCGUACUUGUGAAAUGGAAUAAUCAUUAGAGAUCUGUAUCAAAGGCUAAACGAACACUAAUUAGCUGAGUAGGAAUCUGAAUCGAAAGUGAAUUCUACUUGUUAAUAUUUCAUCAACCCAGGUGAUUAGUAUUGGGGUUUACAGAGGUGGUGUCCAUGUGAUCCAAUUAUUUCAUGUACCUAUUGAUUGGUCAUAUAACACUUUGAUGAAUGGUUAGUGAAUUGCAGUUGAGACCAUUUGAGGAAGUUUACAACGCCGAGCGUGAGGAUGCUGAGAAAUUGUCAAAAUUGCGAAAAGUUCUGUUUUUAUCAAACGUCAAUUGAGGUCACACGAAGGUCCGGCACACUUCCGAAGAUAACCUGAAACGUCCAGAAGUCCGAAUAUUACUUAUUAGUAAAAUCCAACAAGUGGUCUAUUAUCAACGCUGCGUUCUGAUUGGUUGAGCUACUACUAGGCUAUAUGUUAUAGCCCACUAAUAGCAAAAAGCGCGGGCUUUUUGGCGGCAAAAAAGGAUUAAAGUGUAGCUUUAACUAGCUAAACUUUUUUUAUUCUCGAUAUUUUUGACCAACUAGUUGGAUUUUACUUAAACAAUUAUUCCUCUCGCCCUCAUGGCCUCUGAUCUAAGAUAGCUCAUUUUCUCUUGCUCAGAGCCCAUUUGGGCUCGAGGAAUGAUUGUUAAAUAGUAUUUCUUCCGUUAAGUGAGAUUUUUACGUGCUUUCUAUCUAACCUUUUCGGUUAAUUUAUAGAUUUUCAGCCCGUCUGACAGAGCUGUCUUAAUCCACGACGUUUUCACUCUUUCUUGGUAAGUCGACAGGUUAUUUUAUUAACCGAUUCGGGAGCGGAUCAAAGGCCGGUCUUAAGUGUGGUGUUUAUUUUCUCGUGCCGCCUCAUGUCUGUUGUAAUGAUACUCUGACAAAAAUAGGAUCGUUUUCAAAAACAAACGGCCUUAAAACCACGUCCCUACCACCACUGACUGGGCAUUAUCCGCGGUACAUUUACUCAUAUGUAGGUAUGAGUAAAACGCCUGAGGAAGGGGUGUGAUGACAGAUUCUUUUAAUAACAGUCAUUCCAAAAUCGCUGACAGAAAGCCCAAUUUUUUAUGUGUUUUUUCUUAUUCCUUUCAGUCAAGGCCUGUUGGACCCCAUUCUUGCCUUGAACCUUUCUCGGUACCUUGUUAAAGAGUUGCAUCCAGUCCCCUGGGCCGUGGCUAGAAGAUCAGCCAAGUGUCUUUGGGGUGUGUUUAGUAAACCUCAUAAGCGACUGUACAAGGUACAACGACUAUCGUAAGGUUUCAGUUUUUAUGGUGAUACAGUUGUAGGUAGGUUAAGAUUUAUCGAAAGCCUUUUUCUUAAUCUUUUCGUUACAACGUUCCGUUUCCAUGCUCCAAGAAAGCUUAAAAAACGUGAAAUAUACCUGCCUCAUACCUCGAUUUUGGAGGAUUAAGGGCGACCCAGAAAACAAGGUACCUUGGUGGCAACUGGUUCUUUUCGUCAUCAUUUUACUUUCGAAUAUAGGCGCCUGGGUAGUGAAGCAGGAAAUUCACAGGGACUAAGGCUCGACUGAUGUUCAACCUGCCUAGAUGACGGUUUUUUUGGGGAGCGAAAGCUCUAAUGAGCGCCGAGGCCACAACGGGGGAACGAUGAUAAGGCAAUGACUUCCCUGUUCGUUCACCAACAAAACCGACAGUUACGCAGGGUAACACACGCGUGCUCUCCGCUGCUGCUGCUGUACGUGUCUUUAGACCUGACUCGUCUCUCCAGUUGUCUCUGAUUAUUUGCAAGCGGUCGCAGAACGGUCGCGGAAGACUAUUCGGAGAAGGCGACCACGGGAAGGAGUGCCGAAGGGAAAGGAAGAGACUCCCCUUUUCCCUCCUUCUUAACUCCCCAUGCGCGUCUCUGCCAUGUGCUUCCUUCGAAGGAGACAAAAUAAAAACGACAAGAAAUGCGUCAGUUUUGAGACAUUGAUGCUAACAGUGCUUCAAAAAGUUGAGUCUCUAAUCUUAAAAUUGUUUUUUAAAAGAGUUCAAAUACAACUUAAUCCCGAGUGUUUGGAAGAUUUUAGUAGCCUUGACUUUGUAUGGUAAAAAAAUUUAAAGCGGGGCCUCCGCUCAAUGGUAUCUCAGUUACUAACGGAGCGUUUCUGAAAUGAGUUUAUAAAAGAAAUACCUGUCAUCUAACUUAACACAAUUUGCUUCCAUGCAGAAAUUCUUUUGGCAGCUGCAAGACCAUCUCAUUGAUUUCCUUGGCAUUGAAGACACAGGGAACGACCAGGAAAGGUGAGUAGAUAUCAGUUGGCUGAAGCUGUUUCAGCCACUGUAGUUGAGCCUGUGACGAGGCGUUUAAAUAAAGUGUCUCAAUUUAAAAGUGCCUGCAGGGAUGAAUUGUUUCAUGACUGGGAUUAACAAGGUUGUUUGGUUGGUUUUUGUUGCUCUAUUUGCCCUUUUGAUUUGUUUGUCGUCGUUUACUGAAUUAUAUUUACAAGGCUAUUUUGUUUUCUAAGCGAUAUUUCUGAACAUAAUUCAGAUUUCAUAACCUCGUCUUGUUAGCCAGGAAAAGCGUGGAUGGUACGAGGUAUGGUUUAGUUAAUACCACAAUUAGGAAGAUUUAAAACUUAUCGAAAGUCAUCUUUUUUCAGAUCAUUUAGAUACGACGUUUUAUCUGAAGCUAUGAGAAGUGGCCAAAGAAAGGACAUCCAGGAAAUUUUCACUCGCUUGUUUAGCAAACUAAAGAAACAGCCUCUUGGAAGGUACGUGUCGUUAGUCUUACGUCCACGCCAGCUGGAACUAUAAACUGAAAACGACUACGGGUAGAUAAAAUGUUAGUUUUUGUUUGAGCCCGAGGGGCGGGAGGGGAGGGGGGCGGCUCAAUAAAGUUUUUUACCCUGAGGCUCCACCGAGAGGACCAAACCCUUAAAAUUUCCAGUUAUACACGAUUUUUGUCUAAAAAGGUACCCCUAUCGUAUACCAUGCAUUAACAAAUGGAACCCCUAUAGCAUACCUAGUAGUCAUAAUAAAUGUCAAAGCAGGAAUUCUACUUCUCACUUUCGUGUAACGUUUAAUAAAUUAAACAGAUAUGGCGUAUCUUUACGAAAAAAUUUCUAAUUAGAGGCCCUUUUAAAUACCUAAACUAAAAGAUUUCCCUACCCUUUCAAAUACUUCUACUAAUGAAUUUCUUACCCUAUGAUAACCCUAAAGCCUGAAAAGGGGGCCCUUUCAGCCGGAGCCUCCACUUAUAGGCCAUUAUAGAAAGUGCUCUUUCCCCCCGACCCCGAUCCCCCACCCCUCCCCCCGCCAAGGAUCAAGAGUAGAUUAGAAAUUGUUGCCAUGGUGGGGAUGCUGGUGGGAAAAUAUAAGAUAGCCUCUGUUGUUGGCAGUAAUAACGGAAGGUAGCCAAGUAGAAACAACAACAGGUCUCAGUAUUGUUUUACACUUUUUCAUCUGUCCAUUUCCGUGAAAGGGCUGUGAUAUUUACUUCCUCUUUCCAGUGUAAAGAGUGUCGGUGCCAACUUCCGGUAUUUGGCUUUCUCAUUCGGUGUCAAUAAAUCAAGCGAGGAAGACUGGGACUACCUUUGGUCGGUUUACCAAAAGUCUCCUUUUGAUGCUGACAGGAAGUACUUGAUGAACGUUAUUACGUCAUUCGGCUCUAACUGUAUAACAGCAAGGUAAUGUUAGCAAAUAUUUUAUAGAGGGAAAAAAUGAGAAAGACACAUGUCUUGGCGAUGGCCGAGCCGAGGAGCGAUUAAAAUAGAGAACCAGCUUAUAUGACCUGAGAUAAAGGAAUCACUGUGAAAGCUUGGAAGGAUUUAAAUUUAUUUUAGGUUCGAAAUUCCCUCCAAAGCCUGUCUGAAACAAGAAUAGGUUUUAGUUCUAUGGAUAAUAUGCACCCAUCAAUAAAAGAUAUUUUAACAGAGUACAUGUAUUGAAUAAUUUGACCGUUUUAUUCUUACUUUUGGCUUAGUCGACUAGCCAUUGGUUUGUCAAACUAACGUAUUACAAUAGUUCUUCGUAGGUUAAAAGAAUUUUAUCUCUCAAAUACGGAAGGCGGGAAAUUGUAUGUGGGAACUCUUUUCUCCUCUAUAGGAAUCUGCUUUUCAGUUUAGAUGAAAGCAAAGUGCGACCCCAAGACAGCCUUUACUGGAUUGAGCAGGUUAAGCUUGGUCAGGGAAAGACAGAAGCAGUGUGGAAUUUUAUUGUGAAACAUUGGAAAAUACUUGCAAGAAGGUGAGAUUGUAUUCAUUUGCAAUAAUACUUCCGACGAGUGCCUUUAUUCCUUGAAGAAGAAACCGCAUUGACCAAUAAAGCUAACUUACAAGUGUAGCUAAUGCUAUAAUCUCCAAGACUGCCUUCCAACUAUACCCAAUAGCUUUACGUGCAACGGCGUAGUUCCGUAACAAGUCGGUCACGCACAUCGAACAUCAUGCCGGAGCGAUUGCAUGGCCGAGAGGGUUUAGUGAACUAAAUCCCGGUCCUCACUCCUGAAUAUUUACUUCCGUCUCAGUGGAUUCCAGACCACGCUCCUAGCUAUUCACUUCCGCUACGGUCUGAACACCUGUUCACACCGCUCUAAAGUGUGACGCAGCGCCUCUCCGAUAUGUAACGCUCCACUUUCGAAACCGGCGCUGCGCAGCUUCGCUCCGUUACAGAAAUCAAGUCGAAAUCACCGUUCUUAUGUGUGAACAGAAGCCCUAUUCCGGGUAUGGUUUUCAUGCCGACGCGAAAGCUAUCCUGUAUAAAUAGCCCAAAACAAUAGUAAUAUCGGUAAAAGUUUUAUUGCAUUGCCCCCCGUUUAUUUGUUUUAAUUGUUCACAAGGGUACAGUUACUCGAUUUGUACUUUGGAUCUAUCACAAGUAAAACAGCACCUGGUAAAACACGAGUGUUCACUUUAAACAACUAAUGGGUAAAUUACCAUUCUAAAAGGUGGGUUAUUUGAGCUAUAUGAGAACAGUUUUUGUUUGUCAUAUUAGAUAUGGUGGAAGCUAUAAGCUUGGAAACCUCGUCAAAGUAGUGGCAGGAAGCUUUCAAAACUCACACCAGCUCAAUAUGGCAAGUACAUUUUAUAUACUUUUGAUUUUCGUGUAAGGCUCUGAGCCACCAUACAUUACAGAAGAAGUCACAAGUGCAACUUUACAAACAAUUUCUUUAUAAUGGUAACCUAUUUUUGAUUCAGCAAAGGAGUAUGGUUGAGCAGAGCGCUGAAAUUGUAAUCUGGAGGCCCCGAGUAUAAUUCCCGUUUGAGUAGACUACAAAACAGUCGGUUUUUUUCUCAAAAUCAGUAAAGAAAUCGGUAAAGCGUGGCGCAAGAGUCUUACGCGCGCGAAGCGCGCGAGCCUCACACGCCCAUAGGACGUGUUGUUAGGCGUUUAUGUUAGGCGCGUUUAACGUCUCUCCCCAGUCUCGCUCUUUGUUUUCAGCCUCGUUCCAGACCUUUUGUUUGACUGCUCACGCGUAUUUGAAUACGCAAAAAUACGGACUGUUUUGCAGUCUACGGUUUGAGCUGCUAGCCGGAUUUGUUCUCGGUAGCCCUAAGUUUAGGGUCUUUCUGCAGGUACCGUCAUCACAAAGGAAACAAAGGAGCCAACUGGGUUGUAGUGGUUGUAUUGUUUCUUUUGUUGUAAUUAAUCAGGGGCACCCAACGAGAAUAUAGAUCAAAACCACUAAACAUAGCAUUGUUAAACGUAUUUUAGUAUUUAAACGAUAGAUAUAGGAAUAUUUUUAUCCCCUAAAAAUUCUUCAUCUAUUCGGAUUUCCUAGCUGAAAGUCUAGUGAUCCGAUAAUUAUAGGGAUCAAAACUUACCUUUUCGAAAAUUUCAGCCCGAAAAAAGGCUCCCGAAAAUUCUAGGUGACCUUUUUAGGGUAAAAAUCCGUUAAAAAUGGGCAAUUACACCAUUUUUUAGAUGUUCAAAAAUCCUAGGAGAGGCUGGCAAUCAAGAAAUUUUACAACAAGUGUUCCGAAAAUUGUAGAUCUCAAAUCGUCUUCCGAACAGAUACUUUCCGAAAAUUGACGUUGGGUGCCCCUGAUGAAUUUGUGCCUCGGUACCUACAGAAGGUCUAACCAGAGUUUAACUCCUCUGUCACGCUUGUAAAUAGCCAACUAUUGUGUGUCACAAUGGAAACUACUGUUUACCAGUAAUUAUGUUACCCUUAUAUAGACCGUUUUUUUAUUUGAUUCAUUUUAGUACUAGCUGAGUGCAAAAUGCUUAAAAAUUAUGAAAGCAAGUAGAUAUUCAUCAAAGCGCGCUGAUUUAUUUUUGGUAGGUUAAGAGUACUUUCAAGUCUUUUUCUACCGGUGAACUCGCUGUAAGAGCGCAAAAACAAACCCUAGAAAAAAUACGCCGAAAUAUCGCUGGUAAACCAGCGCUUCUAAAGACCAGCGAGAUGCGAAUGGUACGGUGGUUGAAGGAGUACAAACGAACCGGAGUCUAA